AUGGCGCUGCCCCCCUCGCCCCCACGCCGCCCCCGCCGCCUCCUGCUGCUGCUGCUGCUGCUGCUGCUCUGUGGGGCCUCGGCCCUCUCGCUGGGGGUCCUCUUCCUGGCCGGCGGGGCGCACGAGGCGCUGCUGUCGCGCUCGCUGCCCUACCUGCUCCCCCCCAGCAGGGGGCGCCCCUUCUCCCCCUCCAGCUGCGCCCCCCUCCUGCCCUCCGCCGAGGCCUUCCUGCUGGCGCCCGCGGGCGACCCCUGCGCCCUCCGCACGCCCUUCCUGCUGGUCCUGGUGGCCAGUGCGCCAGACCACGCCGCCCGGCGCCAGGCCGUGCGGGACACCUGGGGCGGGGUGCUGUGGGCCGGCGGGCGCCCCACAAGGACCCUCUUCGCCCUGGGGGUGCCCUCGGAGCCCUCCCAGCAGGCCGCCCUGGAGCGGGAGGCGGCGCGGCACGGAGACCUCCUCCAGGGGCGCUUCCUGGACACCUACGCCAACCUGACCCUCAAGACCCUGGCACUCCUCGGAUGGGCAGCCACCUGCUGCCCCGGCGCCUCCUUCGUGGUCAAGGCCGACGACGACGUCUUCCUCAACCUGCCCGCCCUGGCGCGCCACCUGGGCGCCCUGCCCAGCCCCCCGCCGCCCUACCUGGGCCGCAUCCACUGGUGGGUGCGCCCCAACCGCGACCCUCGGAGUCGCCACCACCUCCCAGUCCCACUCUACCCGGGUGACGCCUUCCCCCCCUACUGCAGUGGCACCGCCUACGUCCUCUCCGGGGAAGCCGUGCCAGCCCUGCUGGGGGCGGCACGCCACGUCCCCCUGGUGCCCCUGGAGGACGUCUUUGUGGGGCUGUGCGCCCGCCAGGCCGGCCUGGCCCCCCUGCACCUGCCCCACAUGGCUGGCUCGGAGCACUUCCCGCCGGACGCCUGCUGCUACAGGGAGGUAUUGUUCAGCGUCCAUGGCGUGGUGCCGGCCGAGAUGGUGGCUGUUUGGGAGGAGGUGGGCACCCACGAGGGGGCGUGCAGCGCCUGGCAGAGGGCCCUGGGGCUUGUCCGCUGCAAGGCCCUGGCGUGGCUGGCGGCGUGA
Messenger RNA from Podarcis lilfordi (Lilford's wall lizard), 1077 nucleotides. The record is from the annotation of a GenBank genome assembly. NCBI's taxonomy places the organism in Eukaryota, Metazoa, Chordata, Lepidosauria, Squamata, Lacertidae.